Didymosphaeria variabile is the source of this 963-nucleotide messenger RNA. RefSeq lists its product as uncharacterized. The transcript is spliced from 3 exons. The record is from RefSeq and is a predicted model, not a curated record. The coding region runs from base 1 to 963 and encodes 320 amino acids. Lineage: Eukaryota; Fungi; Ascomycota; Dothideomycetes; Pleosporales; Didymosphaeriaceae.
AUGGAUCCCCACGAACAGCCGUGGUCAGAGCACGAGAAGGUAAACCUACUCGCCGAAGUCUUGCUAAAGGCAGGCACCAGUCCCUCGCGCGUGCUGUUUAGCGUCAUAAGAGACUCGGGCGUCCAGGUCAGGUGGAACGACCUGGUACUGCCAAAUGGCCGCUCCCUUGGCUCCUGUCACAGAGCCUUCGAUGACCUCGCCGCGCAGGCUCUACCGAGUGAAUAUAGGCACCCUGUGCCGCCGCCCACUGCUCCCAUAAUGUACCCCGGUGGUCGCGAGAUACCACAGAAGCGCCCGCACCCCGAAUCGUACACACCGAUCCAACCGCGGCCGUCGCAACCCACGUACAUGGGGAUGCCAAACCAACCUCCCUACGCGUCUACCAUACCACCCGUGGGUGAGCCCGCAAAUAAGAAGAAGCGCGGUCGACCGCCAAAAGCAGUGACGGAGAUGAGGAGACAGGAGGCGCUGUCCAAGGGAGAACCCUAUCCCCCACCGCGGAAAUCGAGACCUUCCAUAACGGCCAGAGACCCGUCCCAGGCUUCACCGGGGGGCCCACUAUCAUACGCGCAGACGCCACCAAGCGCUUCGCUACCCGCGCCUACUGGAGCAACUACACCACAGGGUACACAGCCGCCCGAGCCUAGCACAGAGUCCUCCUCGGGGAAGAAGAAACAAAAGCCCGCACCACUUGAACUGGGAUCACCACCUGAACUAUAUAGACCGGCCACUGACACGCAGAGUGCGGUGUUUUCCAACUUCACGCCCAACUCUGCUCCCUUCUCCUCGUCACCCAAGAAAAGCAGUGAACCACACAUUCCCCAUCUACACUACGGAUCUCAAGGUCCUUCGCCUCGCCAAAGUCUAGGAUCCGAGUCUCGAGACGUAAGGAUGGAAGGAGUGGAAGAGACACAACCCCGAACAACAACACCGCAUUCGUUCAAAGACACGGUCGGCAUCUGA